AUGAGCAUAUCCCACAUUUACAGGCGGAGAGCAUCUACAAUGACUCUUUCGCUAGAUAUCAUUGCCAUGAAGGCAGCCAGCACCUACCAGACGAUUCGCUUCCACGGGCAGAACGGCCACAGGAAGUCACGACUCUGCAUAGUUUCCCUACUGGUUGUUACUGCCUUUGGCAUCUCACUAGGAUACGAUGUAAAUGAUUUUACAGUCCAGGAGGCUUCAUUUGCAGUAGACGCAGGUGGAGGGGAAGCAAAGCAAGAGCCAGACAGGUCAAUCUCCCUUCUGCAAGAAAGCUUCAUGAAGGCAUUUGCUGAAGAACCUCAAGAAAAUGCACGCACCAUCCCUGUGACUAGUAUGGUCAACAUUCACGGCGAAGGAAGCAGUAAUCCCGAUGACAGUGACGAGGCUAUGCCCCCACUGUCAACCACCGUAGAGAAAUUCGACGAUGCGAUGAAUCGCGCCUGUUCACCAACUGUGAGAGACAGCCUCUUCAAAAACUUGAGUGAAUCAUUCGAAGUUUGCUCACGCCUUUUGAUGGCCAUUGCACUUGUAGUCGUGACUUUGUCGGGCAUCGUAUUUGCCUGCUUAAUUUUUUUGUACCAAAAACAAGGUGUGCAAGGUGCGAAGCAGGCGUACUGCCAGUCAUACGCCUUUGCGGAUGAGAUACUUCGAGGAAGUGCUUCUCUGCAUACAAACGAUACCGAAGUAGAUGCGCCGCCGUCAGACGCAUUUGAAGGAUUACUGCCUUUGAUUGAAUCUGUGGAGUCAUUGGCGCUUCUUGUUGAUGGAGCUAAUCCCAACAAUAUUGUUGAAUUGUCCAAGCGGGCGGCGACAAACGCACUGGAUGUUGGCCCAUUGGCUGACGAAAUGAAAAGCGCCACCGAAUUCCUUUCCGAUGCGUGUGUCUCCUUCUAUGCGAGUAGCUCGCUUUCUGGAAGCUUUCACAAAUCCGUGUGGUGUGAUCUUCGCAACAGUUCUAGCUCGGGGCUGAUCGGCAUAGAAGGACAGAUGAGCAGCUCUGCUCAGAAUCUCGUUGAAAUGAACCCAAAAGAAUACGUGGAAAGAUUAUUUACGAAGGUCACGCUUCCAGCCCUGAAUAUACAAGCGAGCCUCCCCACUGAAAGCAUCAAGGAGCUUUUCUUCACAGCCUUCGAUGUCUUGGGGGAAAAUGACGAGACGAUCUCAAAAGUGUUGGGAUGGCUCGAUGCUGCCCUAAAAGUGGAUUGUGCUAUUUACUUGGCCAUCUUGUUGCUAGUAACCCUGUGGGCUGCAUGGUUUUUCUGUCGAGGGAGCAAGGUCAAAGGUGUGAUUCCAGCAAUCCUGUGGAACGUCUUAACGUGGGUGGCUGUGGUACUCCUGGUCAUUGGUGGUGCUCUAGGGUGGGUCAUGACACUCGGUAGACAAGGAUGUUCCAUCAUCAUAAACGACUUCUUAGAGCAAGACAAAUGGGACCUGGUUUCUGACUAUGCGCCAGUGGUUAAGCCGCUAAUCUCCCAAUGCCUGACAAAGGAUGGAGACGGUGAUUUGCUUGCUGGAGUCGGAUUGGACGUAGCUUACGACCAAAUGCUUGGCGCGCUUCAAGAGACACUGAAGGGCUUCCCCGCCAACUUAUGUCCUCUGGAUAAGGCAACCUCAGAACUGGCUGAGAACUAUCUUAGUGCGGCCAACUUAUUUGGCGCCCUGGUGGCAGCUGACCCAUCUUCCGUAACCGACAGCAGAAAGGAGGUUUUCCCCGAAUUUUUGGAGAGUGGUGUGCAACUACUGGACACGGAUAUAGGUGGACGAACACUUUAUGGGCUUGCAACACUUGAGAGCCUUGUUGCUCCAUGGAAAUUGCUAGCACUUCAUCCUGAUGAGCCCCCAGACGGCGAGUUUAUUGUGAGGGAAGACAAUCCAGUUGAAUCAAACGUCAAGUUCAUCAGAUGGCUAGAAGACCUAAAACAGCGCAAGAUGACGGAGCUGAAUGCCAACGGAUUGAGCGUAGAAGAGGCAGAAGCAGACUCGGAACGCUUCAAAGUGUGGACGAAAAAUGGUAUUUGGUGGCUCAAGCAGAAGCAGAAAGUACUUGACACGAAAUAUUCAUGCAAGCGUCGAGACGGCAUGAUGGAAGUCUGUGGGUACGGGGAAAUGUUUGGAGUAAAGGAAAACGAGAUUCGUGCCUCCUGUCUUUUUAGUAAUCAGCGUGCUGCUGCGCAAACAUGUAAGGCUAGGCAGCAUAUAACACCGGAAACUCACCUCGGUAACUUUUGUUUUCGGUCCAAGUGCGCCCAGAUCCGCUUCGAAUUAGCUUGA
Molecule: messenger RNA, 2289 nt
Organism: Eimeria acervulina
Lineage: Eukaryota; Apicomplexa; Conoidasida; Eucoccidiorida; Eimeriidae
Exons: 6
Coding region: 1-2289 (762 amino acids)
Source: RefSeq, a predicted model, not a curated record